CAGGGUUACUUCUGAAUGCGGUUCGCUUCUCAUCAUCUUGGACUUGGUACAGUUAUAGGGACAGAGGCCAGGAAAACAGUCCCCCCUCCUACGCGUCCUCUAGGGGAGACCCAGCCAGCGGGUAGGAAGUGUACCUUCCUUGGCGGGCGCCAUGGGCUGACUGACAGCUUGCUCGGUGGAUUUCAGGUGCUCGUCCUGGCUGUGAAGCAGCUCUUCCCAGAUUUCGAAUUCAUGUGGCUGGUGGAUGAAGCCAAGAAGAACCUGCCUCUCGAAUUGGACUUCCUAAAUGAGGGAAAGAAUGCGGAAAAAGUGGCCCACAUGCUCAAGCACUUUGACUUCCUAAAGGUCCCCCAGAUCUACUGGGAGCUGUCCACCAAGAGGGUGCUCCUGAUGGAAUUCGUGGAGGGAGGGCAGGUCAACGACAAGGCCUACAUGGAGAAGAACCAGAUAGACGUGAAUGAGAUCUCCUGCCACCUGGGCAAGAUGUACAGCGAGAUGAUCUUCGUCAACGGUUUCGUGCACUGUGACCCCCACCCAGGCAAUGUGCUGGUGCGGAAGCAUCCAGACACUGGCAAGGCUGAGAUUGUCCUCUUGGACCAUGGGCUUUACCAGGUGCUCACGGAGGAGUUCCGCCUGGACUACUGCCGUCUGUGGCAGUCCCUGAUCUGGACCAACAUGGAGAGGGUGAAGCAGUACAGCCAGCGCCUGGGGGCUGCAGAGCUUUACCCACUGUUUGCCUGUAUGCUGACAGCCCGGUCCUGGGACUCGGUCAAAAGGGGCAUUAGCCAAGCUCCAGCCACCGCCACUGAGGACUCAGAGAUCCGAGAUAACGCGGCCAGCUACCUGCCCGAGAUCAGCCAGCUCCUUAACCACGUGCCUCGCCAGAUGCUGCUCAUCCUGAAGACCAAUGAUCUGCUCCGUAGCAUUGAGACCACCCUGGGCACCCGAUCCAGUGCUAGCUCCUUCCUCAACAUGUCUCGGUGUUGCAUCAGGGCCCUGGCCGAGCACAGGAAGAGAGAUGCCUGUUCAUUCUUCAGAAGGAUCCAGAUAUCUUUCAGCGAGGCCUUUAGCCUCUGGCAGAUCAACCUUCAUGAACUUCUGCUUCGAGUGAAGGGCUUGAGGCUAGUCUGCUGGAUCUCAACUCUCCUGGGCUGGCUGACUUGGGCUCCACACUGAGUGUGACUGUGGUCCCCUGCUCCUUCCUAGUGUCUUUCCACACCUCAUUUGUUCUUUCAUGCUCUGAGUACCCACUCACCCAUGUCAGCCGAGGGUUGGCCUGUGGUCCCAGGAUGGUCGUCCAUGGCACCAUCACACUCUGCCAUUGGAGCCCCCCACUGUAGCCUUGACUUGGGGCCCUGGACUGUACCGGGGAGUGAGUUAUCUUUCUCUAGGGAGGGGAUAAAGCAACCUUCUUCCCA
Messenger RNA from Peromyscus eremicus (cactus mouse), 1418 nucleotides. It is a transcript of the gene Adck1, whose product is annotated as aarF domain containing kinase 1. Gene Ontology annotation, biological process: lipid homeostasis; mitochondrion organization. The transcript has 6 exons. The record is from RefSeq and is a predicted model, not a curated record. Gene Ontology annotation, cellular component: mitochondrial inner membrane. Bases 16 to 1176 code for a protein of 386 amino acids. Lineage: Eukaryota; Metazoa; Chordata; Mammalia; Rodentia; Cricetidae.